Messenger RNA from Rotaria socialis, 765 nucleotides. NCBI's taxonomy places the organism in Eukaryota, Metazoa, Rotifera, Eurotatoria, Philodinida, Philodinidae. The record is from the annotation of a GenBank genome assembly.
AUGUCUUGUGCCGACGAAUCUGAUGAACAUUGGAGUUAUGACAAUCCUUCUACAUGGCCUGAUCAUUUUCCAGCUGCAGGUGGCUCAUGUCAAUCCCCAAUCAAUGUAGUUUCGAGUGAAACUGUUCCUCAACAGUAUCCACCAUUCGUCUUUUCUCCUGAUUACAUGGGACUAACAUUGUUGACACUAACAAACAAUGGUCAUCAAGUAGCUGCGACUUUGAAAAAAGAUGCUGAAAGUAAGACUCAACCUGAUUUGUGGAUAACAGGCGGUGGCUUGAUGGAUACAUUUCAUUUCGUUAAUUUUCAUUUGCAUUGGGGUCGGGGCGAUAGACAUGGAUCCGAACAUGAAAUCGAUGGGAACAUGUUUCCAGCUGAAGCACAUGUAGUUCAUAAGAAUAAUAAAACUGUAGAGACUGCUGUCUUAGGAUUCUUGUUUGACAUCACGAAUUCACCUGACGAGGAAAAUGCUCAAUGGAAAGUAUAUUCAACAGCUGCAAGUACAUUGAUAAAUAUUGGAGAUACCGUCGAUUGUACGAUCAAUAUGAGUCAAUUGUUGAAUAUCGAGGACAAGCAAUUUUUCCGUUACAUCGGUAGCCUGACAACACCGCCAUGCACCGAAGGUGUUAUCUGGACAAUAUUUAUGGACAAUAUUCCAAUAUUAGAACAGGACUUGAAUUUACUCCGCACAAACAUAAUGCGAAAAGUCUAUCGACCAGUACAACCAAUCAACGAUCGAGUUAUUUAUAAAAAUCAAGUCAAUUAA